Helianthus annuus (common sunflower) is the source of this 2831-nucleotide messenger RNA. RefSeq names its product diacylglycerol kinase 1. The record is from RefSeq and is a predicted model, not a curated record. The transcript has 9 exons. Lineage: Eukaryota; Viridiplantae; Streptophyta; Magnoliopsida; Asterales; Asteraceae. Gene Ontology annotation, molecular function: ATP-dependent diacylglycerol kinase activity. The coding region runs from base 492 to 2687 and encodes 731 amino acids.
AGUAUCGCGCGCACACGAAAUUAGAAGGAAUCUGAAUCUUCUUUUUCCCCAAACAACAGAAUAAAAUAUCAAUACAAAGAUACAUACAAAUAUCUGUACGUAUACAUACCAAAAAGUUGAACCUACACAGAUCUGCAUAGUAAUCUGAAUGCAAUCGAUGUAAUUUGUUACUUUUUGCCAUUUGCUCUUUGCGUGAUUCAGGAUUAUCGUUUCGUUAGGGUUUAUCACUUCACUUGUUCAAUCGAGAUCGGUUUCUGCUUGUUCGAUCGUUUCAGACAGAUAUAUAUACAGUUUGAUUAUCGUUUCCGUUAGGGUUUAUCACUUCACUCGCUCAAUCGAGAUCGGUUUCUGCUUGUUCGAUCGGUACAGACAACUUAUAUACAGUUUGUGAUAUAUAUGUAAUCAGGUUAAGGGUUAUCCACUUCCAGACUUCAUGAUGGCAUUAAACAAGAGUUAGAACUUGUUGCAUGUAGAAUAGUGGAAGUUAGAGAAUGGAUGACUACAGUCAACCUGAGAUUUUGCCUCCAGCAUGGAUAAAUAAAGAUCCAUCUGAAUUAGCAGAAUCACGGAUCUUCAUCUUCUCUUGCUUUGUUGCUGGCAUUAUUGGUAUCUUAACUAUUGUGUAUACUGCUUACCAAUGGAGAAGAAACAACAGUUUAAGUUUAGUGAAAGCUACAACAAGAAAAAAGAAGGAUCCAAAAUCAAGAAAGAAGGUUCCUCUAGCUGCUCAUACAUGGUAUCUGGAAUCUGGGUCACGUGGUAAAAACUUGAAUUGUUGUGUGUGUUUAAAAUCAGUAUCAUCCUCCCAGACUCUUGGACCCGUGGUGGCUUCAGAUAGUUUUAUUCACCGUUGUAGUAUAUGUGGGGCCGCAGCUCACCUCAGUUGUUCAAAAAACGCUCACAGAGAUUGUAAAUGUGUAUCCAUGAUUGGGGCUACACAUGUCCUGCACCUAUGGGCUAUCCGAUGGACCGAGGUGGUUGACCAACCCGAUGAAAUCUCGUUUUGCAGCCACUGUGAAGAGCCAUGUAGUGCUUCUUUUAUUGGUGGUUCACCAAUAUGGUGUUGCUUAUGGUGUCAACGGUUGGUUCAUGUUGACUGUCAUAGUGGUUUUUAUAGUGACACAGGUGAUGUUUGUGAUUUGGGGCCGUUUAGAAGGAUGAUUGUGUCACCUCUUCAUGUUAAGGAAUUGAGUCAGUCAGGUGGAAUCUUGAGUUCCAUCACUCACGGAGCCAAUGAGAUUGCAUCCUCUGUACGUGCGACUAUUAGAAGCCAAAGUAAGAAAAAAAAGCAAGGAAAUGAAGUCUCUGUGGAAAGAAGUAAUGGUGGUGUAGGGGAAUCUUCUACAGAAAGCACGGCAAACAGUAGUUUAGCAAAUGAUGUCUCAAAUCGAACACAUGAAAACCAAAAUGGGAACACGAACACAGAAGUUACAAGUCCAAACCAAAACGGUAAUGUGGUCGACAAGUUAAGUAGAAAGCUGAGUUUUAAAAGAAGCUUAUCUAAUAGUCAGAGAGAUGAGUCCUACUUAGCAGGAAUGAAGCAGAAAUAUGAGUUGACUGAUUUGGGUCCAGAUGCAAGGCCUCUUUUAGUUUUCAUUAACAAGAAGAGUGGUGCUCAACGUGGAGAUUCACUCAGACUUCGUAUGAAUAUACUCCUGAACCCUGUUCAGGUUUUUGAGUUGAGCUCAAUAGAGGGUCCAGAAGUCGGUCUUUAUCUAUUUAGAAAAGUACCCAAUUUCAGAAUUCUCGUAUGUGGCGGGGAUGGAACAGUUGGAUGGGUAUUGGAUGCGAUUGAAAAGCAGAAUUUUGUUUCUCCUCCACCGGUUGCUAUUCUGCCAGCUGGAACUGGAAAUGACCUGGCGAGAGUUCUAGGUUGGGGAGGUGGUUUGGGAUCAGUGGAGAGACAAGGAGGCCUCUGUACAAUGCUGCAAGAUAUAGAGCAUGCUGCUGUAACCAUUCUUGAUCGUUGGAAGAUUUCCAUAACAACCCAAAAGGGAAAACAGCUCCGUGCCCCUAAAUUUAUGAAUAAUUAUCUUGGGGUAGGUUGCGAUGCAAAGGUUGCUCUAGAAAUUCACAAUCUGAGGGAGGAGAAUCCAGAGAAAUUCUAUAACCAGUUUAUGAAUAAAGUUUUGUAUGCUAGAGAAGGAGCUAGGACUAUUAUGGAUAGAACAUUUGCAGAUUACCCUUGGCAAGUUAAAGUGGAGGUGGACGGCGUUGAUAUCGAGGUCCCUGAGGAUGCUGAGGGUGUUCUUGUUGUGAAUAUUGGAAGCUAUAUGGGCGGUGUAGAUUUGUGGCAGAAUGAAGAUGAUAAUUAUGAUAAUUUUGAUCCGCAAUCUAUGCACGAUAAGAGACUUGAAGUUGUGAGCAUAUCAGGGACCUGGCAUCUUGGGAAGCUUCAGGUAGGGCUUUCUAGAGCUCGGAGGCUUGCACAAGGGAAGACCAUUAAAAUUCAGCUUCUUGCUCAAUUGCCUGUUCAAAUAGACGGUGAACCAUGGAUGCAGUCACCAUGCACAUUAACCAUUUCACAUCAUGGCCAGGCUUUCUUGCUGAAAAGAUCAUCAGAGGAACCUCUUGGUCAUGCAGCAGCUAUAGUAGCUGAUGUGCUGGCACAUGCCGAAACAAAUCACGUGAUAAAUGCAUCACAGAAACGCACUCUUCUUCAGGAAAUGGCACUCAAACUAUCCUAGGACUAGUACUACGUACCUGUGAGUAGCAAUUCGUAUAUUUAUAUUUUAUAGUUGUCGUGUUUUAUCGUCAAGUGUUUCUUUUAUACUUGUAUACAACCCUUGUAAUAACUAUAAAAUGAAAAGCUUUUUGACCUGUUUAACCCA